Molecule: messenger RNA, 2318 nt
Organism: Lycium barbarum (goji berry)
Lineage: Eukaryota; Viridiplantae; Streptophyta; Magnoliopsida; Solanales; Solanaceae
Exons: 1
Coding region: 448-1995 (515 amino acids)
Biological process (GO): SCF-dependent proteasomal ubiquitin-dependent protein catabolic process
Cellular component (GO): SCF ubiquitin ligase complex
Source: RefSeq, a predicted model, not a curated record
CCAUUUAAAUAUUAUUUGAGCAGUUUUGAUCUUUUAAGUUUGUAAAAGUGUUUAUUUUAGUCUAUGACCUAUAUUUGCCAAUUUCUUAUUGCCAAAAUUUUGAUGUGCAAUUUCUAUUAUUUUUUACCCCCUUUUUUUUUUUCUUUUGUCUGUACAACUUAUUAUGUUGCGAAUUUUGGGUUUUUGUUGGAAUUUCUGAUGUUUCUAGUUAGAUUUUUUUUUUUUCUCACUAUACCGAUUAAGUUUAAUAAUCAUAAUUUGAUAAAUAGCAGAAAGAGAUUGAAAGCGUUCACUUCUAGCAUACUUAAAGUGUUCAAAUGAUAGUUAUAAGACUUUUUUGAACCUACAAAGAUAGGUAUCAUUUUGUCAUACUCGGGAAUUCGCUUUCACAAAUAGAGUACAGAAUCACUCCAUUCAAUAAUCAUUGAUACAUUUCGGCCCUAAAGAAUGGCGCAGGAAUGCAAAGAUUUGCCUGAAGAAUGUUGGGAAGUGAUAAUCAAUCGUAUCCAUCGCCAAUCUGACUUGGAAUCAGUUUCUUUGGUAUGCAAACAGUUUCUUGCUAUCACCAACCGUAUACGCCUCCAGUUGUCUUUAAUACACUACGAUACCCUAUCUAAACUCAUUCACCGAUUUCCCAAUCUUACUUCCAUUAAUCUUAGUGAUUUCGGACGUGAUCUUAGUGAUUUCCACGGUGAUCUUGAUUUUAUUCUUUUUGACCUUGCCAAUUGUGUUUCCAAUCUACGACAACUUGAUAUCUCGAAUCACCAUAAAUUACCCGUUGUGGGAUUGAAGGAAUUAAAGGGUUUGAGGGUUUUGAAAUGUAGUAGUCUCACUUUUUUACGUGACACUGAUUUGUAUGUAAUAGCUGAGUCGUUUCCGUUUUUGGAAGAGCUUGAUAUUAGCUAUCCAGGUUAUGCUGUGACUGAUUCUGGGAUUGAGGCUUCAUCCGUUCAUUUGAGGAAUUUGCGUAAGAUCAAUAUUUCUGGGAAUUAUGGUAUUACUGAUAGGUCCCUUGUUGCUCUUUCUAUGAAUUGUUUGAAUUUACAAGCCAUUCAGGUGGAGGACACUUCGGUAACUUUGGAAGGGAUCCUUUCUAUACAGCGUGCUUGUGCUUCUUUGAGUUGGAUUUCAGUGUCCAAGAUUCACAAUGGUUUAGGUUUGGCUACUUCCAGCCGAUCUUUACAAACACUUGAAGUUUCUGACUCGAUUGUUACGGAUGAAUUACUCUUCUUGUUGGCCACAGCUUCUCUCCCGUUAUCUAGGCUUUCACUUACUAAGUGUACAAAUUUCACAUUACGGGGUAUCUCUUUUCUUCUGUAUGAGUAUCGGACACUUAAGUGCUUAUCUCUGGUUAAUGUAAAAUUUUUGACUGAUGAGUCUAUGAAUGAUUUAUCUCAAUAUCUACAAAGUCUUGUUACCAUUGAUCUCGGGGGUUGUGUGAAAUUGACCAUUUAUACGUUCUUCACGCUUGCAAGAAAUUGCCCUUCAAUAGAAGAUGUUAACAUGGAAAAUACUAGUAUUGGGAUGAAAAGGGGUUGUUUUCCUUAUGGUGUGAAGAAACCAAGAAUCAGGUCUGUUUGUUUAGCAAAUAACCCCCACCUGAAUGAUGACUCUCUCACAAAAGUUGCUUUAUUAUGCCCCAACAUGGAGAGUCUUAAUGUGUACAGAUGCAGAAGUGUUAAAGAGGCAGGUAUUGCUUUUGCUCUUGUGGUGUGCAAUCAUAUCAGGAACUUGGGAUUUGGUAGAUGUCAAUUGAUUAAAAAUAUAGGAAGAGGCCCUGAACUGCCUAAUCUUGAGGUAAUCAAUGCAGCUGGUUCAGCAUUAAGUGAUGAAGGCCUGGCCAUGAUUGGGAGCAGAUGUUCUCGCCUAUUGAAGUUAAACUUGGAUAACUGUGAAGAAGUGACAGCAGAGGGCAUACAGGCAAUGGUACAAAAUUGUACGUCAUUGAGAGAGGUAAACUUGACGGAGGAGUGUCUUCGUUUUGUGAGAGCUUGAGGGGAUUUUCUUUGCACAGCGGAUGUCCAGUUUCAUUCAGCUAGUUUUUGUUGGGGUACCACAUACUUUGAAUGUUAUUCCUUUGAUUUCAACCAUUUUCCAUCUUCUCCCUUCUUUCUUGUCUGUCUUGUAAUAUGAGAACUCCAGACUUAUUUUUGUAUUACUGGAUCAAGAUUGAAAUGCUACGAUUACAUAGAAUAUGCAGUAUCCAUACACAUUUUUCACAGUAACAUACUGUGUGGAACCCGCGCCCUCUCCAGUUGGGUGCGUGUGUGAGCCUGACUAGUAACUAGAAUACUAAUAAAUUGCAGAAAUUUGGGGGA